ACAGACAGAGGAAGAAAAUAGCUGUGCUUUUGUUUCCCGUGCUCACGUCCCGUGCCCCCUGAUCUCCCUGGGAAAUUCACUUCAGUAUAUUUCUCCUUUCUCGUUACACUCAUGUGUCUCCCCUGUUUUGGGAGGAGGCCUAAAAACCGGACUGAACGAGAGGGAGGAGAAAAACCCAGGCAGAGAAAGAGAGGGAAAUCGCCUGAAGCCAGACUUUGCCUGCUUAUUCAGCGCUGAGUGCUGCACUGCGCCGUUUCCAGUUGUGGGAUGUUAAGAUUUGCCUUUGGCUGCACUUCUCCCCCUCACAUAAAGACUCUUUAGACAUUUGUAUGCUCAUUUUCUUGGAGGAGGAGGAGUGAGAGAGGGAGAGACUUGCCAGACCUAUUAGCCUGGAGCCUGAAUCACACACUCUCUCUCUGACACACACACUUAUACACUCCUCCAGCUCCGCGCUGCACCAAGGUAACAGUGAGUGGAUUUAGCUUUAGCCAUCUGGUCGGAGCGCAGAGAAAAAUCAUCUCUGCUGCACGGAGCGGAUAAGGACGAUGCAGCACUAACACACAAAGAGAACCAAAGAGUGAGAGACAGAACGACACACACACACUAACACAGGAUGGCCACCGCAGUGUUUCAGGUGUCUUCAUCUUGUGUUCCAGCAACAAACUAUGAGCUGGCACCAAGCAGUGACCAUCCUCUCAAACAUGUAGACACCAUGGGCUCAACAAAGUCUUCAAAGAGCAUGGAGUCACGGCGCAGACCAUCGAGGAGUGUGAGUCUGCUGCAGGCCCUGGAGGAGAACUAUGAGCUGGACCUGCUGUACAUCACAGAGAGGAUCAUCUCCGUGUCCUUCCCCAGCAGCGUGGAGGAGCAGAGCUACGCCGCCAACCUGCGGGAGGUCGCCUCCAUGCUGCGCUCCAAACACGGACACAACUACCUGCUCUUCAACCUCAGUGAGAAGCGUUAUGACAUCAGCCAACUUAAUCCAAAGGUGUUGGACUUUGGCUGGCCGGACCACCACGCUCCAGCUCUGGACAAAAUCUGCAGCAUCUGCAAAGCCAUGGACACGUGGCUGAGUGCAGACAGCCACAACGUGGUGGUGAUACACAACAAGGGCAACCGGGGCAGAACAGGAGUGGUGGUGGCCGCCUACAUGCAUUACAGCAACAUAUCUGCCAGUGCUGACCAGGCUCUGGACAGGUUUGCCAUGAAGCGCUUCUAUGAAGACAAAGUGCUUCCUGUGGGCCAGCCAUCCCAGAAAAGGUAUGUGGAGUACUUCAGUGGCUUGCUCUCUGGACAUAUCAAGAUCAACAACAAACCCCUGUUCCUUCACCAUGUGAUCCUGCACGGCAUCCCAAACUUCGAGUCCAAAGGAGGUUGUCGUCCUUUUCUCAAGAUCUACCAGGCCAUGCAGCCCGUGUACACAUCUGGGAUUUAUAAUGUUCUGGGUGACAGCCAGACCAGCAUCUGUAUCACCAUUGAACCCGGUCUUCUUCUGAAAGGUGACAUCUUGUUGAAGUGCUACCACAAGCGUUACCGCAGCCCGUGCCGAGACGUGAUAUUCCGGGUGCAGUUUCACACCUGCGCCGUGCACGACCUGGGGAUUGUGUUUGGAAAGGACGAGCUCGAUGAGACAUUUAAAGAUGAGAGGUUUCCAGAAUAUGGGAAAGUGGAGUUUAUUUUCUCCUUUGGACCAGAGAAAUUACAUGGUCCAGGUGUGGAUCAACUUGAAAACGGGCCGAGCGUCUCGGUUGACUACAACACUCAGGACCCUCUGAUCCGCUGGGACUCCUACGAAAACUUCAACCAGAACUGUGAGGACAACACAGACGAACUCAUCCACACUGAAGGACCCUUGGAUGGCAGCCUCUACGCCAAAGUUCGCAAAAAGGAGUCCGUGGAAGGAACAGUCACAGCGAAUGGCCUGCCACCAUCUGCGGUGGAACACGCCCUACCUGCGGUUGACCAUGCCUUGUCAGUGAGCAGCGACUCAGGAAACUCUACUGCCUCAAUCAAAACUGACCGAACUGAUGAAGCGGCAGCAGCAGCUCCUCAGGCUUCCACAGUGAGCCGGACACACGUUCCUGUAGGAGAGGAGCUACCCUUGGUCCAUCAACAAGAACCACCUGCACAACAACCAAUCAGUCCCCAGGAGAAGCAGGAGCUCGAGCAGCUGCUGAGUGGCCUGGAGGGGCCCAUGCACCGACAGGGCUACCUGUCCCUGCCGGCUUCCACGGUUGGAGGCAUGCUUCACCUGGUGCCUGCCCAGGUCCAUGUCAACGGGCACGGUAGCAUUGACCGUGAGACAGACAUUUUGGACGAUGACAUGCCUACCAGUCAGGAGGGACACACUGUGGACAGUCUGGGGACGUUCUCCUCCACAGAUGGCAGGGCUACACCAGCUGAUCUUUACUACCAGCCUGAGCCAAUUGUCAAUGGCCAGGAGCAUGUGCCGUACCUGGAGCGCAGUGCCCCAGAAAAGCCUCUAGAAACUACCAUACCCAAAACAUCCGCCACUCUGACCCAAAGUGAGUCCGCCCCAUCCUCUGGUUAUUACACGGCGAAGCAGAACGGCAAUGUGUUCCGCUCUCAGUCGUUUGGAGCAGAGCAAAACUCUUUGCCUCAAGCUCCAGCUCGCACCACCAGUAGCAGGGAUGCCGUCCAGCGCGGGCUCAACGUUUGGCAGCAGUUUGGUGUAACAGAGGAGCCCGUUACUGAAGGACUCACCUUCAGUCAACCUCCUUCUACAGUGGUGAUGUCCAGCCACCACAGCCUCCCACAAUUCUCUAACCGCCAGAGCGCUUCCCAGCAUGAAAUUGAGGAAUCUAUUGAAACCCUUAAUCUCCUCAUGAUGGACCUGCAACCAGGCCGUACGCUGGUGCCAAAGUCCCAAAGUGCUCCACUGCAGGAAAACUGUGUUGUAGUGACCACCCAGCCGUCCUUCUCCCAGAGCCAACCCAGGCCCUCCACACAGGCUGACUCAGCCAUUCAUAGCCACUUUUCUGGCCCCAUGUCCAGCCUGGCCAGCCACUCGUCCCCGGGUCAGAUGUCCCCUGGGAAGCCGAGGACGCCGGAGCCUGCUCCUGUCCAGGGAUCUCUGAGUUACUCAUCUGAAAGGGAUGUGACAAGUCCUCCCUCACUAGCCUACCCCACUGUAGCUGGUCACAUCCAGCUCAAGCCCAUCAGUAACUAUCCACCAAGCACACUGUCCCAGUCUGCGGAGGUCACUGAGCCCCAGUGGAGCCCCAGUGCCGCCUCAGCAUCACCCCAGCCAACAGACAGUGAGCAGGAUGAAGUUUUCAACGUUGAAGGUCUGGUGGCCCAAAGAGUGGCAGGAGUCCAGGCCCGUACGGUGUCUUUAGACGAGCCUGCCACCCUGCCCCGCCAACGCAACACCAGCGAGGGCCACUACCACAACGGCCCUGAUGAAGACCCCUCCCCCGACGUCCCGCUGCGGUCCCCUGUCCGCUGUGUUUCUCCUGAGUUUGUCAACGCCUUAGCGAUGAAUCCCGGAGGACGACCCAAGGAGAGACACAUGCACAGCUACCGCGAGGCCUUCGAAGAGAUGGACGGUGGCCCCAUCAGUUCAACACCCUUUGUUGGUGGUGAGGUGUUUCCCCAAACCCCUGCCUUCCCCAUCUCGCCGCAAACCCCUUACUUCAACCUGUGUCGGUCCCCUCCUGGUCUCGCCAAAACUCCUCUCUCCGCGCUGGGCUUGAAGCCCCACAACCCUGCAGACAUCCUCCUCCAUCAAACAGGCUCAGAUGAUGAGAGCAGUGAGGGGGAGGAAGCACCAAGAAGCUAUGUGGAGUCUGUGGCGAUGUCGGCAUCAACAGGCGGAGAGCAGCCGUCACCUCGGAGCCUCAGCCCCCCCGGAGAGACUGCAGCCCAGCAGAGAAGCCCCUCCUCCCACUCACUGAACCCCCCUCUGUCCAGCAGCAGCCCCAUCCAGAUCUCACAGAGUGAUCACCUCUUAGUAGAGAGCAGCGUUAGCACUCCGUCCUACCCCACUACUGAUUCCAGCUUCCGCUCCCAGGCUACAGAGAGCGCCUACCCCACUCCCACCCCCUCAUACCAAACCCCCACCUCUUCCUACCUAAAUUCCAGCUCUCCAACCUCUUCCUACCUUGACACUGCAACCCCUACACAAUCCUACCAUGGCGCCAACACCCUACUGGGGAGCUAUGUGUCCUCAGACCCCAGCCCCCCUGCCUCAGAACCCUCCCUCAGCCAUGGAAGCCCCCAUGCACAGCACCGGAACGUCCUCAUUGGCUCCCCUUACAACACCCUCCUCCAGCAGCGCUCAUAUCCUUAUCAGGACACUGCCAUCGUAGUCCAGCAAACAUCCCCGGCUAACGGCUUCGAUGUGGGGAUGGUGGGCCUCAGUGGAAGUCCCAUCCUGGGUGGUCGUCUGACGCAGGGGGCUCAGAGCAGCCCGGUCCUCAGCAGACAGGCCUCGUUGGGUCAGGGGUCCCAGCAGAGCCCGGUCCUCAGCAGACAGCCGUUCCUUGGCCAACCCAUGCAAGGUAGCCCUGUGCUAAGUCGACAACCAUCCAUCACCCAAGGGAGUCCAAUUUUGGGGCGUCACCCGUCUGUAUCGCAGGUCUCCCAGAGGAGCCCCAGUCUGGACCGUCACCCCAUGCACAGCGGGUACACCACCCCAGAUGAGAGGCACGGGAACCUGUCACGGCAAAGCAGCUCCUCGGGGUACCAGGGACCGCCCACGCCUUCUUUCCCAAUCUCGCCCGCAGGCUACCAGGAGGGAGGCAUGAUGGGGAUGGGGGUAGGGUUCCGGCAGGGCAGCCCAGCUCCAGGGUUCCAGCCCCAGCUUCCGGAGAAGCGGCGCAUGUCGAGUGGCGACAGACCCAACGGAGCGCAGUCCUACGGCACGCUGAAUGGGAAGAUAAUGUCCCCAAUGAGUGGAGGAAACAAUCCCGGCUACUUCCACACCCUCUCUGACUUCUCGAGGUUCAACAUGCCCGAUGGCAGUCCCGAGAGCAGGCUGAAUGUCAAGUUUGUCCAAGACACGUCCAAGUUCUGGUACAAGCCAGACAUUUCCAGGGAGCAAGCGAUUGGCCUGCUGAGAGAGAGGGAGCCAGGAGCCUUCGUUAUUCGGGACAGUCACUCGUUCAGGGGGGCUUACGGCUUGGCCAUGAAGGUGGCCUCCCCUCCCCCCACAGUGCAUCAGAACAAGAAAGGUGACGUCAACAACGAGCUGGUCAGACAUUUCCUGAUUGAGAGCAGCCCUAAAGGAGUGAAGCUGAAGGGUUGUCCUAACGAGCCGUACUUUGGCUGUCUGUCUGCCCUAGUCUACCAGCAUGCCAUCACACCGCUGGCCCUACCCUGCAAACUACUUAUCCCAACCACAGAUCUCCUUGAGGAGGUGCCAGAAGUCGCUGCACCGAAUCCUCUGGCUGAGAGGCUGAAACAAGGAGCAGUGCAGAGGGCCCCUGCUGAUGCCCAUGCAUGCAACGUGCUCUACAUCAACUCAGUAGACAUGGAGUCCCUGACAGGCCCUCAGGCUGUUGCCAAGGCCAUAUCUGAGACACUGGCUGCCACCUCCCCAGCUGCUGCCACCGUGGUGCACUUCAAGGUGUCUUCACAAGGCAUCACGCUGACUGACAACCAGAGGAAGCUUUUCUUCCGACGCCACUAUCCUACCAACACUGUCACGUUCUGCGAUACUGACCCUCAGGACAGGAAGUGGAACAAGCCUGAGGGCGGCACAGCUAAGCUGUUUGGGUUCGUGGCGCGUAAGCAGGGAAGCACGACGGACAACGUGAGCCACCUCUUCGCCGAGAUGGACCCCGACCAGCCCGCCAACGCCAUCGUCAACUUCGUCUCCAAGAUGAUCGCCGUGCAGAAACGAUGAGAGCCGUCAACAAACCCUGCCACUUUUUAUUUCAAUGCCUUUUUUUAAUUUCCUUUAAACCACAGACACUUACUUUCAGUUUUUGGACGAUUUGGUUUUUACGUGUCACCUUAUUUUUCCCACUCUUUUUAAAUGUACAUGUGUCUGUGCGUGAAAGAGUGCAAGACAGAGUGUGUGUGUGUGUGUGUGUGUGUGUGUGUGUGUGUGUGUGUGUGUGUGUGUGUGUGUGUGUGUGUGUGUGUGUGUGUGUGUGUGUGUGUGUGUGUGUGUGUGUGUGUGUGUGUGUGUGUGUGUGUGUGUGUGUGUGUGUGUGUGUGUGUGUGUGUGUGUGUGUGUGUGUGUGUGUGUUUGCGUGUGUUUGCGUGUGUGUGUGUGUGUGUGGCUUACGUGCAUUUGUGCUUUUCUUCUUGGACGGACUCCAGAAUGGAUCAGAGGAAGUGCAGGAUGGGGCGUGGCUGUGUGACAAUGGGAGGGGUGAUUUUCGAUCGCCCUGGCAGGGUAAUGCAUGAACAGGAAGGGGGAAUGACGUAGAGUGUGCAAAUGUUAUCUUGUUAGCAAUUGUUUCAUUUUUUUUUUUAAAGAAGAAGUCAAGUUGUGCGAUGAAAUGGUGGAUUGUAAAUCUAUCAGGCUUUCCGACUGGUCAACCAAAGAUUUAAAAAAAGAAGUAGCCGGGGCGCGUUUAGCGCGCCGCUGUCGGAGGGUCGGAAGUAUUCUUUUGUAAAACAAAUAUGGCUGCUUAAUCAAAAAAUACUGUUUCUUUCUGUAUGUACUGAUACUGUAGGUCAAUUCCGCACCUGUGCCAUGGUGCAAGAAUUGUCUCCGGACAUUUCCGCAGCCGGUCAGGUGUUUGUAAAUAAUCUAGAUUGCUUUAUGAGUAGGACUGUUCUAGAAGACAUGUGGUGCCUGCCUUUCUUCUGUAAUGCAGAGCUUUUUAAGAAAAAAACCCGUAAAGGCUGUCUUAAAUAUGCAAAUAGUCAAACUUGGAAACUAGGUGAUUCUUCAGAAUUCCACCUUUUCGAUGUAGUAGUGCGCUGACAGAGGUUAUUCCUUGGAAAUCUGAAAGCUAAAAAAUGAUUUUCUUGCAAAUCUACGCAAAUUCUCUGGAUUUUUGGGGGAUAAACAUCCUGUCUGCCACCAGUCUAUGUUCAGUCACACUAUUUUUCGCGCAUUACUGAAGGGCCUAACGUUGUUCCGUGAUGAACUUUCUAGAAAAGUGUUGCUAUACUGCUCUUCAGUUUUUCCGGUUAUUCCGUCAACAGCUCUUUUGCAUCAGCCGGCCAAAACUGUUAACACCCUACCCAAAAGUAAGCUAUACAUAUAAAUAUACAUAUAUAGAUAUAUAUAAAAAACUUCCAAACAGUGACUUAAGAUAUUUAUUUUUAUGCUUUGUUGCUCUAUGUUAUCUUGUAUACAUGUAUUAUAAAGUAUACACCAAGAUUACUGAAAGCGAGAAGAAAAUAUAUUUUCUUUUCUAUUAUUUUUGGCAAGUGCAUUGACAUAUAUAUGGUGUAAUAAGUGUGUGCAUUUCAACUGUUGUUGUUUUUUAUGUUUUUAUCACAGCAUUUCUUCCUUUUGUUAACAUUUUUGUUUUGUGGGGAGGCUUUGUUUAUGAGGGGGGUAUUUUGUAUGAAAGAUUUCUGUUACUAAAGUCCAAAUUGGAGUUAUUCUAAAGCCAACACAAUUGUUUUAUUAACUUAAACCUGCAUAGAAUACAUUGUCAAUCAAUCAAUGUUUAUUUAUAUAGCCCAAUAUCACAAAUGUUAAAUGUGUCUCAGUGGACUUCACAGUUUGUACAGAAUAUCAGUAUGACAAUGUCCAAGAUUAGCACUUAAAUGUUGAAGUAUUAUCAUUGUGUUUCUACUUGUCAAAAGAGGAGGAAAUGGACAUUAAUGGAACCCUUUCAUGUCAUGAUUGCAUGUUACUACUUCCUGUAGUCAUGUUGUAGUUUCUCCUCAGCAUGGGUCUGGAGCUUGUUCCUGGAACACUAGUCGGAUCAGUCAGUAGCUGCUGCCCUCAUGUGGUCAGGAGACAUCAUUACAAAAGGAACCACUUUUAUUUCUAACAGUGUUUUAGCUGUGGCAUGUCAAAGGGUAAAUGUUUGAGUAAAUUCAACACUGAGAAAAUGAGCUUUGAUUUUCACCUUGAUUCAUUUGGCCUUUUCCUUAUCAUACAAUUUUAUUUUGGCAUUUUGAAAUGUGAAACCUUAAGAUGUUAUUCCUGGUUGUUUUGGCGACACCCUAUUUACUGGUGGUAACAGCUAAUUUGUAUUAAAACUACAAGUCCCAGAAUGCAGAGGGCAGCAAUACAAUUAAUAAAGUAAUUGAUUACGAAGUCAAUACAGACAUCCAGUUCACAAUACUGCAAAAAUAUGGAUUUUGCAAAACCAUACACUCAGUCACCAACUUUAUUUGGCAAUAGAUAGUAACUCUUCAGACAUUAAGAGAUUAUGACUCCUUCCUUUUCUGAUGCUCUUGUAUCAGUUGGCAGCAUGAUGUAAUGAAUUAUCAUGGGGGCCUAAAGAAAAGAAUACAGCACUUAAAGGGCUUUUAUAUCUGACUAUAGAUUGUUCCAUUAUUUAUUAGCAAGAGCCUGCAUGCUCAAAUACUAUUGUUAGUUUAGUGCUGCUGACUGUAAUCUGUACACAGCAUCCUCAAGUCUUACCGGCCCUUUAAGAUCCACACACACAGAUAUCAGCAGGAUUUUCAUUUUGACGACUGUCUUGACAGAAGAAUCGUUAUUUUUGCCUGAAAAGAGGACGUCCUCUACUUCCAACUGAAUGUUCUCCAUGUGUUUGUCGGGAUGGAAGCUCCAGUGGCUCCCCCACUCUGACAGAUCAUGUGGACUGUAGAAUGUGUGUGAAUGAGCUACUAUGCCUGUAUAGAGCGCUGUCAUUUUUUGAUUUGCUACAUUGUAUGGCUUUUACUAUUUCUGAUGGAAGAAAACACAUUAAAAAAAAAAGCAGUACAAAUCAAUA
Messenger RNA from Gymnodraco acuticeps, 8843 nucleotides. It is a transcript of the gene tns1b, whose product is annotated as tensin 1b. Bases 614 to 5869 code for a protein of 1751 amino acids. The transcript is spliced from 32 exons. Gene Ontology annotation, biological process: fibroblast migration. Gene Ontology annotation, molecular function: protein binding. The record is from RefSeq and is a predicted model, not a curated record. Lineage: Eukaryota; Metazoa; Chordata; Actinopteri; Perciformes; Bathydraconidae.